Messenger RNA from Candidula unifasciata, 975 nucleotides. The record is from the annotation of a GenBank genome assembly. Lineage: Eukaryota; Metazoa; Mollusca; Gastropoda; Stylommatophora; Geomitridae.
AUGAGCUGGAGUCAGAUUUCAAGAUUUGGUGCACUGAAAAACUUCCAACUGAAAAAUUGUGCAUUACUGUUGAAAGUUUCUUCUCGUGAGAACCAGUACUUUCUAAGUUGUGACUGCAUGCUUCUGCCUCGAACAGUCAGUAGAAGCUUGUCCUCACAGACUGCAUGCAGCCCAGAGAAAGUAUAUAGUGCAGACAAAACAUGGGCAGUGCAUGAUGCAGACAGAACAUUUGCACUACAAACUACACAUAGAACACAUGCAAUUCAUUCUACAGUCACCAGAAGAAGUUUGCAAAUAAGAAACCCCAUGAAUUUGUACCUGAAUGUGUUGCUGCUGCAUUCCUCUGGCCGGAGAAACUUUAGUACUUCUUCAGCAAGAACAGAUAAACAGAACCAGCUUCAAAGUAAAGAUGCAGCUAUGAGCACAGACAAUGCGGGAGUAAACAGGGAACAGGCAAAACCAGAGACAGACCUAGCCACAAAUGGAUCUGUUAAAGAAGGUGGUGACGCUGUGAAAAAGCUGACACUCUACCAGUGGUUCAAGAAAACUUACAAGGAGCAUGGGAAGAUUCUCGUUGCUGUACAUUUGCUGACUUCAGCAGUUUGGUUUGGGUCCUUCUAUACAGUUGCCCGUUGUGGUGUUGAUGUUGUUUCAUUUAUGGAAAAACUGAACUUCAGUGAGAAAAUUAUCUCUCCAUUUCGUUCUGGUGGCCUUGGAGAUGUGGCUGUUGCAUAUCUGAUGUACAAACUGGCAACCCCAGCCAGGUAUACGGUCACAAUUGGUGGAACCAAUCUGGCCAUUAAGUAUUUACGCAAAGAAGGCAAGAUACCCCACGUGCCUCAUGAAGAUAGAUUCAGAUCUCUCUACACUGAGGGCAAAGAACACUUCAAGAAGAGGUCUCGCAUUCACAUGAGGAGACUGAGAAAGAAGCAUGGCAUUAAAUCGAGGUUUGGACAUACCAAAGAGAAACAUUGA